AUGUCGGCUCGAGAAAUGAUCGAGAGUCGAUUGAGAAGCAUUGGCCUGCCAAAUGUUUAUGUAGAAGGAGACACAUUCAUUCAAAAGUGGGAUAGUGCGUUGAAAAAGUUUAGCAAUGCAAUCGAGAAAGAUUACAUUGAUAACAGAGAGGUCAGUGAUGAAUUGAGGCAUUAUGAAACCGUAACAUUUCAGCCACGAGCAGACUUUGAGAAAAAGAUUGAAAUUCUAGAAGAAAUCGAAAACUAUAUGGCGAGACAUGUUUUCAAUAAAUCAGUUUGGUAGAGAAUUGAUGCAUGUGUGCAGUCAUUUAGUUCCAGAUCGAAGGUGAUUUGUAUGCGUUGAAAGGUGUCGUUCCAUUCGGAAGUUCGACUUCUGGACUCGGAAUGAAGGGAGGCGAUCUGGAUAUGACCAUUUGUGUCCAUCCUCCUAUCGGUCGAAAACGCAGAGCUGAAAUACACAGUAAAAGCAAUGAUAUUCUGCGAACUAUAUUUGCAUCUAUCAAAAACAUAUUCCCCAAUAGGGACGUUAGGGAAAUGAAGCACAUCUCAGAAGCAACAGUUCCAAUCAUAACUGGAUAUGUGGAUGGCAUUGAGUUGGACAUCAGCAUUUCAAUGACUUUCCUCGUGUCGGCGCAGUAUCUCUCUUCCAAAUUUAUUGAUGCUUAUGGAAAGUGAGAAAAUAUAACCUAAAUUUUGCGAAACAGGUUUUCCAGAUACGAUCAUCGCUUUAUAUUGCUGGCUGCUUUCGUGAAGAAGUGGCAGAAGUCUAUGAAAACAGGAGAUAAUGAGGGCUACUAUAACAGAGUUAUUCCGAACUCGUGCAGCACCGUUCUGCUCGUCGUCUUUUUCAUGAAACAUUACGGACUGCUGCCGAAUAUUUACAGUAAACACAAAGGUACCACAUUUGUUAAUAGUAAGAAAACAGGUUAAUUAUAGAUAUACUCGGAUAUGAUGUUGCUAACUGGAAAAGAGUAAAUCAAGGGGAAAACGGUUCUUUUGGUAUUCCGGACAUAGGUUAACAGAAGUCGCAAGUGAAACAGUUCCAUUGAAUUGGUUUCCAGACGUUCAAAAUUGGAAGUUGUCGAAUAAGUGUGAAGUUAGUGUCGCUACACUUUUCCUUCUAUUCAUCGACUUUUACGCGGAGGUUGUCGAUCUGAAAUCACAUAAACUAGAUAUUAGUAAAGGAAAAGCUUUGCUAAAAGGCAGAAAGUGAAUUGAAGGUACACGAUACUGACUUCCUUACGUUUGUAUUUCAGAAAUGCCAAAAAUCGCAUUUACAUAGUGGAUGUUAUUGACAAGUGGAACCCAUGUCGAUCAGUAACUGAAAUAGAAAAGUACAUGAAUGUGCUGCGGUAAACAUAAUUUAAAGUUACAUGUGAAAGUUAGAUUUCCAGUAAAGCAAAAAUAGACGUUAGGGAAGAACUUAAUAUUAGCGUUCUAAUGAAGAAAAUGUUUACCUAUCCGCUGUUCGAAGUAACAACUCCAAGACAAUCAAGAACAAAGUCGAGAUCAAGAUCAAGAAACAGGUCUAGAUCAAGAAAAAACAGAACGGUGCCUGCUAAUCCACUGUGUGUGGAAUAUGAACCUGUAAUUCACAAAACAACUUCAACUACAGUUCGUUUCUCUGAAGGUUUGCUUGCAUCAACGGGUAACACAAUGAGGACCACGGUAAUAAAGAUAUUGAGUGUGCUUCUGAUUAGUGUCAUGACUGCAGGAAUCUCCGAUUAAUGGGAAGCAAGGUGCCGAAGCUAGGUUGAAAGCUCUCGCGUUAUUUCGAGGGCCUCAUCAUAAUGUAACAGCAAUUCAAGCGUGCGAUUCAUAUUUGGAUAAGUUCAGCAUUUCCAUCGAACAGGAUUACUUAGAAAAAAAAGAGGUUCAUUUUUCGAGUAUACGCAGAUUCUUAUUUUUUUUCGUUUUUCAGUCGGAGAGAGAGUGGAACAAGAAGAAAGGCAUCAUUGAAGAGGUGAAUGCAUACCUGAAAAAACUUUUCCGGACCUAUCCGGUAAGUGGGAAUACGAGAAUGAAAGUAAAAAGUAAGUUGCUCUUGCAUACAGAUUGGAGGUAUCAAAUACACUCUGAAAGCAGUGGUUCCGUUCGGCAGUUCUGCUUCGUCACUUGCGACGAAAGAUGGAGAUCUGGACAUGCUUGUCUGUUUGCAUCUCGACAAUUUCACGGAGGACGAGGAAUUGAUCAAAAAGAGACGCAACGAGAUCCUGGGUGUCAUCUUUCAAGAUAUACAAUUAGGAAAAUGCUUCGAUUUGUUCAAAAAUAGAACUUUGAAGGAUAUGGAACACAUCCGAACAGCGAGAGUUCCGAUCAUUACAGGAUUCGUGGAUGGAGUCGAGAUAGACAUCAGUAUUUCGAUGGAUCGACUCGUGCCAGCGCAGUAUCUCGCCGCGAAGUUCGUAGACGCCUAUGAAAAGUGAGCACUCAUCAAAAAGUUGUUUUUUUUCAUAAUUUGUCUAACUUCAGAUACAACGCUCACUUUAUUCCAUUGGCUGCUUUCAUCAAGAAAUGGCAGAAGUCGAUGAAGACGGACGAGAACGAGCAGUACCACAGAAUGGUGUUUCCCAGCUCGUGCAGCACUGUCCUCAUGGUCGUCUUCUUCAUGAAACACUACGGAUUGCUUCCUAAUGUCAACUCCAAACAUUCCGGUUUGAACAAAAAGCUGACGUGUUCCAGCAGAUUUCCCAUUUUUCAGAUAAACUUGAACAGAAUUCAGCGACUUGGCCGAUGGCAGUUCAUGGCGAAGAAGGAUCUUUUGGAAUUCCGAACGAAUGUGAUCCAGGCAUUAUAAUAAAAGAAAAAAUUUGAUUUCAGAUGUCCGAAACUGGAAGACUAGUAACUCGUAUGAGAUCAGCGUCGGAACUCUGUUUUUACUCUUCGUCGAUUUCUACACUAACGUCAUUAAUGUUCGAGAGGACAAAUUGGACAUCAGAACUGGCAAAACUGUUCCGAAGACAAGAGCUGAAGUGGAAGAACACUGCGUCGUAAUUGUGGACGUGAUCGACACGGACAAUCCGGCUAAAAAUGUCUCCGUGCUCCGAGACUACGAUGAUCAUUUACAGUUAGUUGAAAAAGAAGGACGAUUCUAACCGAAACUUUUGCAGAGAAGCGAGACAAAUCAUAAUAGAACAACCGAAUAGUGCUGCAGAGAAGCUACUGAAAAUGAAACUCAACAAGCCGUCGUGGUUCGUGGAUAGAGUUUACUAA
Messenger RNA from Caenorhabditis sp. 36 PRJEB53466, 3212 nucleotides. The record is from the annotation of a GenBank genome assembly. NCBI's taxonomy places the organism in Eukaryota, Metazoa, Nematoda, Chromadorea, Rhabditida, Rhabditidae.